This is a messenger RNA of Colletotrichum navitas, 1792 nucleotides long. RefSeq names its product cytochrome P450. Bases 329 to 1792 code for a protein of 487 amino acids. The transcript is spliced from 3 exons. Gene Ontology annotation, molecular function: oxidoreductase activity, acting on paired donors, with incorporation or reduction of molecular oxygen; iron ion binding; heme binding. NCBI's taxonomy places the organism in Eukaryota, Fungi, Ascomycota, Sordariomycetes, Glomerellales, Glomerellaceae. The record is from RefSeq and is a predicted model, not a curated record.
ACGUGGUAUCACAGAGACAGCUCUGGUCCGGGUCAUUCGACAAUCAGAAGAAUCUCAUGCAUCCUCUCUGUCUUCAAGAGCAUCCGUGAAUGACAACGGAACAUCCUCUUAGGGUAAAAGCAAACAGCUCACUAUAACUUGCAUCGUUAUACACCUGGCCUCUGAAAUUAGUCGAACAGUGUUUACGAAUCUAAUCCCGAUAAAAGCUAGGAAUCCAGAAUGGCAAACUCAAUCUUUUUGUCGGUAUGCCUUUUUGGUGUUGCCGCGGUAAGAAGCCUACCUAACCUGUGUCCGCCGAUAAACCAGCAAAUGACGUUUACCGGAGUAGAUGAUCGUCUAUGCCCUGUUUCUCGCAAUCUAUCGAGUUUACCUGCACCCGCUCUCCCAGUUUCCAGGCCCAUGGUACUAUGCAGCCUCUCAGAUCCCUAUAACCAUACAACGCAUAACCGGCAAUGAGGUUGCCACCUACGCCAGGCUCCACGAGAGGUACGGAUUGUACGCGCGUGUCGCCCCCGGCGAGUUGAGCACCAUCAACCCCGUCGCGGCGACAGACGUUUACGGACAUCGCAAUGCUGCCCGUCAAAUUGGCAAGGAUUUCAAAGCCUAUUACAUGAAGAACCAGCGGGGCGACGGGACCGAGGGGCUUAUGACGGCCAGCGACGAAGAUCAUCGCCGUCAGCGAAAAGUCUUUGCGCCGGCCUUCAGUGACAGGGCGAUUCGCGAGCAAGAGGGACUCCUGAAGAAGUACACUGAUCUCUUCGUGCAGAAGUCUGGCGAAUUCUGCGAGGCCAACGGCAGAGUCGACCUGCACAUGUUUUUCAGUUUUGCAACCUUUGACUUUGCCGCCGACCUUGUCUUCGGCGAAGGUCUCGAUCACCUGGAGCGAAUGGAAUACCACCCCUUUCUAGCCAACAUAUCCGGGGUAGUCAAGUUCAGUGCCUGGCGCAGAGCUAUUCGGUCCUUUGAUUGGAUGGACAAGGUCUUCACGCUGCUGAUGCCAAAGUCCAUGAUCAAGAAGAGGAUGGUGCACAUCCAGUUCUGCGAUGACAAGGUCGCCGCGCGGUUGCGCAAGAAGAACACCGGGCACCCGGAUAUGUGGACUCUCGUCCAGGAGGCGGAAGGCAAGGGCGAGGGCAUGACUUUCGGCGAGAUGCGUCAAAACGGCUUUCUCAUGCUGACGGCUGCCACCGAGACGACUUCGUCCUUGAUGACGGCGCUGGCUUUCCUCUUGGCACAACAUCCGGACAAGCUGAGGAAGCUCAAGGAUGAGCUUUACAAGAACUUCACUUCGGCCGAGGAAAUGACAACCUUGACUUUGCCCCGUCUAGAGUACCUUCAGGCCUGCAUCGAGGAAGGACUCCGCUGUUAUCCUCCCGUCCCCGGCGGGCUUCCUCGUCGGACCGGACCGCAAGGGGCCGUACUCGACGGCCAUGUUCUUCCUCCCGAUACGGUAGUUUUCUACGCGCAGUCUGCCUCGUAUCAUUCUGCCAUUCACUUUGCCCGCCCCAACGAGUUUAUCCCCGAGCGGUGGCUCGCGCCACCUCCUGCAGAGUUUGAAAACGACUGUUUGGAGGCUGUCCAGGCCUUCUCUUCGGGUUCCAGAGACUGUAUUGGUAAAAAUCUCGCCUAUCACGAAGCAAGACUUCUGGCAGCUAAGUUCUUCUUCACAUAUGACGUGGAAAUCUGCGAGGAAAGCUGGGAUUGGAUGAACCAGAAAGCAUACAUCGUUGGCCUAAAGAGACCGUUGUAUGCGAAGCUUCGCCGGGCGAAGAGAGACGCCAACGUGUCUUAG